AUGCCUACCCUGGAGUUCGACAUUAUUCCCUUCGAAGACAUCAAGGGGAAGUGGAAGAAGCUCGGAUCGGGCUCCUUUGGUAAUGUGUACAAAGGAACCUACCUGGGAAUCGAUGUCGCGAUUAAGGAGGUUCUACCGUCCAAUGAGUACGACGUGUCAAAGUACUUCGAUCGCGAAUGGAGGAUAAUGAAGGAAGCUCGACAUCCUAAUGUCGUCCUCUACAUCGCUCUUUCUCGUGCGCCCCCACCCGAUAAUCGGAUAUUUAUCAUCUCUGAAUUCAUUGAGAAUGGCUCGUAUCCCUUCAUUUAUCAAUGGCGCAUCUCGGCACUUACUCCACAUUUAGGAAAUCUGCGGCAGUAUAUCUGGGAUAAAGCCAAACCAUUCCCGUGGAAGCUCCGUCUAUCAUUUGCGACUGAUAUUGUGCGAGCAAUGGCUUACCUCCACGCCCGGCAAUGCAUUCAUCGUGAUCUGAAGCCAGAAAAUCUCCUCAUCACUGCUAAUGGUCGAAUCAAGGUGACUGAUUUCGGGUUCGCACGAAUUGUGGAGCAGACUGAGGUGGAGGCAAGGAAGUUGACAUUCUGUGGAACGGACGCGUACAUGAGCCCGGAGAUACAACAAAGCGAGAAGUUUGGAUUGGAUACCGACGUCUUUUCCUUAGGGAUUAUCUUCUGCGAAAUUCUUGCUCGCAAACUGGCGGACGAACAGACAUUCUGUCGAACGGCACCAGAUUUUGCUAUCGAUCCUCACGAGGUCCGCUCACGGGCCUCGCCAGACACCCCUCCAGCAUUCCUAGACCUUGCCCUCGCGUGUUGUGCAACUAACCGGAAAAAACGACCUACAAUGGCACAAGUUCUCACCCGCCUUGGAGAAAUCGAAGUUGAACUCCUUUCCCGUGGCACAACAGUCGAGGAGCCACAUAUCGGGUCUAUCAAAUUCCUGCUUGCUCCAGAGAAGAAAAGUCCAUUCCUUAACCGCGCGACCAAACGCCCGCACAUUGAUCGGCGUAUACCCAGUUUUGGUAUGGGAAUACAUGUAGGGCGGAAGCCAGAAACGGGUCCAGCGGUUGAGACAAAGGUACCCGAGUCGGUUCGUGCUGAAGACCCCUCAGAAGAUGAAGAAGAUGCAGAAUUGGAAGCUAUACUCGCUCAAAAUGGAGUUGCCCUUCAAAGCACUGUUGAUGAUUCCGGGAGCGACAUGUCUUGGAGGCUCACAGGGUGGAUGGCGGAAUACGCUGAUCGCCAGGCACCAAACCCUUCAGCACCGCCUGUGAACGAGAUCACCCAGCAAGAUUUAUCAGACAGUGUGGAAUCUAUCAUAGCUCAUGCCCCUCUUCUUCCUGCUCACGGACCCAUUAACGAGUCCACUAUCUCAAGUUCUCACUAUUCGUCUGAGGGUUCGUCCAUUAUGACAGUCCGCCCUCAAGCUCUUUCUGCAACCCAACAGCCUGCGCCUAAGAAUCACCACCCACGUGAACCAAAUACAGCUCCUACACCUGAACCUUUCCUUGACGACAAGACGUCAUAUUUUACUGCAGGCACUCCUUCGCUGUUACCUGAUUCGCAGUGUGACCAGAUGGAGAUUGACAUCCUCCCCGAUUCCGCACCUGCCCCUAUUUCAACUGGCAAGGAAGCCACCACGCCAAUCGACCACCAAACCAAGGACGCCCCGAAUUCGGGAGGUCCCCCCCGGUUGCACCGCUUUUCUCUUGUGAAGUCGGGGAAGAAAGCUGACAGCAUUUCGGCAAUCGGUUCUCGAUCCCAUGCCGUAGUUGCAGGGCACAGUCACUCAUUAUGGAGCCCUUUUGACUUGAUUUUUGGAAAAGGAAUGUGCGGUAGAUGUGAUUUGUGCGGCAAACGUUUGGGAUGGAAACCUGUCCUUGAAUGCGAUGACUGCGGCUUGAAAGUGCAUAUGAAAUGCGGGGAAGUCGCACCGAUGGAUUGUCAGGAGCGCGAAGUUGCCUUGCGGACGAGAGCACUCCAAACACCUCCGCCCAAAUCUCCGAAGCCCCACAAGUCCCCAAAGUCCAAUCCCCCUUCCCCAAAGAAGAAAGAGGCGAAGAACAAGUGA
Molecule: messenger RNA, 2067 nt
Organism: Cantharellus anzutake
Lineage: Eukaryota; Fungi; Basidiomycota; Agaricomycetes; Cantharellales; Hydnaceae
Product: kinase-like domain-containing protein
Exons: 7
Coding region: 1-2067 (688 amino acids)
Biological process (GO): protein phosphorylation
Molecular function (GO): ATP binding; protein kinase activity
Source: RefSeq, a predicted model, not a curated record